Molecule: messenger RNA, 1077 nt
Organism: Penicillium oxalicum
Lineage: Eukaryota; Fungi; Ascomycota; Eurotiomycetes; Eurotiales; Aspergillaceae
Gene: dspC
Product: dual specificity phosphatase YVH1
Exons: 4
Coding region: 1-1077 (358 amino acids)
Biological process (GO): protein dephosphorylation
Cellular component (GO): nucleus
Molecular function (GO): protein tyrosine/serine/threonine phosphatase activity
Source: RefSeq, a predicted model, not a curated record
AUGGCCAUGAAUCAGAUUCCCGGCCACAAUAUCUACAUUGGGGGAAUCUUUUGCCUCAAGAACAAAGCCGCUCUAGCCAAAGCAGACAUUAGCCAUGUUCUGUCUGUGUUACGGCUGAACCCUGCCGAGGACACCUUUGCCUCUUUUCAACAUCUGGCCAUCGAUGCUGAUGAUGUCGAGGAUGAAAAUCUCUUGGAGCAUUUCCCUGCUGCGAUCCGGUUUAUUCAGGCUGGAUUGGAUAGCGGUGGUGGUGUAUUGGUACACUGUGCCAUGGGCAAAUCUCGAUCCGCAGCAAUAUGUAUUGCCUAUCUCAUGCAUCAGCAGCCCGGUGCGCUCACACCACAAGCCGCUCUGGAUAUCAUCAGGCAAUCUCGACCGCUCUGUGAGCCGAAUGAUGGCUUUAUGAGACAGCUAGAGCUCUACCAUGAGAUGGGCUGCCCCGAUACGGUGUCAGAUAACCCCAUCUACCAACGCUGGCUAUACCACCGAGAUGUGGAGGAGAGCGUGGCAUGUGGGCGUGCUCCUGAGUUGAAAUCAGUGCGCUUCGAGGAUGAGUUACCGGUGCAACCCGCGCAGAACGAUAGUGGCCGCUCUAUGGAGAUCAAAUGCCGCAAGUGCCGACGCACUCUUGCAACCACCUCAUUCAUCAUCAACCAUGAGAGAGACACGCAGCGACGCUCCCGAACGGCGCCGAACGCGGAAUGCGCACAUGUCUUUCUCCAUCCGCUCAAAUGGAUGCGGCCCAGUUUGUUCCCAUCUUCGGUGCAAGAAGGCUGCGAUCCGGACGCAGACUCCACGUACGACGACUACUCCGUCGACGCUCCUUUGUCCGGUCGUCUCACGUGUCCCAACGCGGGCUGUGGGGCCAACAUUGGGAAAUUCGCCUGGCAGGGUAUGCAGUGCAGCUGUGGUGGAUGGGUGGUGCCUGCGAUCGGGCUGGCGAAAGCUCGCGUGGAUAUUGCCCAGCGAGUGAAUCCCGCCGCACGUGGCUCUGGCGGUCCGGCGACGGGAAUUCGGUUGCCUCCAGGGAUGCGGUCCGAGGGCAGUGAGCCUGGCUCUGGACGUGGGAAUUUGUGA